AUGAAAUUCACUUCGCAUCUUGGCCUAAUUUUUGUCUUAGUGAUGGUCACAAGUUAUUCUGCUUCUAUUGAGGCAAAUCCUCGUCACCAACUUGAAAUCGUGCUUAACUUAUACUAUAAUUAUGAUGGCAAGGAUGCUGCUAGCAGAAAUUGUGAUCAUCAUCCCGAUAAUCCAAAAUGCGAUUACCUCUUUACAAUUUGUGUUGGGCACAAUUGUCGACAUUUGAAACGUGAAGUUGGACCAAUUUUUAAUGCAGAAAUCAUAUCUCGACCAGAUAUUCGUCUUAGAAUUAAUAUCGAUGGCAUUUUACCGUUAAAGCGAGAAAAUAAAGAACUCGAGUCAAACAAUAAUUAUAUAAUAGAUGCAAAUUCAUACAUAUACAUAUGUAUAUCCAGUAAACGAAAUUCCCAAAAGUAUGGUAAUACUGGAUGUAAGCAGAGCAGAGAUGCAAUUAGUAAUCGAAAAGUUUUAACCUUUGCAAACGGGUUAGUAGCUAAAGCCUAUAUGCCAAUCAAAAUUACUGUUCGAGAUUUUGAUACUCUUCAACAUGAUGAUAUUGAUGUUUUGCAUGGGUAUAUUCCAUUAACUGGAAAUAUUGGUCCUAUUCCUGAUCGCCUAUUCGGCAAAAAAAGUAUAUUUUACAUACGAACUAAAGUGACCUGUGCAAAAGGUUAUUCAGGCCCUCGAUGCAUUAAAGGUAUCACUUCGCAGCAACAAACGUUAUACUACUUUGGACCCGAAUACGCUCAUGACGUAAACCAAUUACGCGUAAAGUUGGUUCGUUACUUGAACCCUGGAAGCAGAGAUUCUGGCGAUAAUGCUUGUGAUUACUGGCCCUUAGAUUCCAGAUGUGAUUACAUUUUUAGUCUAUGCAUUGGAAACGAUAACGAUCAAUGCGGCUAUAGCCGUUCAACGCAUAAGACUUUUAUCGAUGCUAAUGAAGAAUUUUACCCUUAUCUUACUAUUCCAGUUCGAUUUACAGAAACUAUACCGAAAUACGUGAACCUACAUAUGGAGGUUUAUGAUGAUGAGGCAAUACAACGAGAUGUUCUUGUCGAUAUUUUUGAUCAGAAAGUCGAAAUUAGGAAAACAUUAAAUCCAUACAAUAUCGUCAUUCAAGGUUUACAUACAACUGCGGAAUUUGAAGUUACAGCAAUUUGUAAAUAUGACAAAAAAUGUUUUAGUGCCCACUAA
Trichoplax adhaerens is the source of this 1194-nucleotide messenger RNA. RefSeq lists its product as uncharacterized. Lineage: Eukaryota; Metazoa; Placozoa; Uniplacotomia; Trichoplacea; Trichoplacidae. The transcript has 7 exons. The record is from RefSeq and is a predicted model, not a curated record. Bases 1 to 1194 code for a protein of 397 amino acids.